AUGGCAUUGGUAAGGAGAAACAUACUCAUGGAUAAUCAGUUAUGCGUUUGGUGUGACAUUGAGGAAGAAACGGUCGAACACAUUUUUACGGGUUGUGUUAUUUCUGCCGGAGUUUGGAAUGGGGUUUCUAGAUGGUGUCGAAUCCCGGAUAUAUUCGCAUUCCACGUUAAAGAUUUGGUGAAUAUGCAUGAGGUAUGUGGGACGUCCGGAAUCAAGAAGGCGGUGCUUCAUGGGGUGAUUAUAAUCGCAUGUUGGAUAUUGUGGCGAGCUAGGAACGACAAGAUUUUUUCCAAUAAAGAGUCGAAGGUAGUGGAUUUGGUUGCCGACAUCAAGACUUUGGGUUUUCUUUGGUACAAACAUAGAUGCAAAGAAGGUGUAGUGGAUUAG
Helianthus annuus (common sunflower) is the source of this 387-nucleotide messenger RNA. RefSeq lists its product as uncharacterized. The coding region runs from base 1 to 387 and encodes 128 amino acids. NCBI's taxonomy places the organism in Eukaryota, Viridiplantae, Streptophyta, Magnoliopsida, Asterales, Asteraceae. The transcript has a single exon. The record is from RefSeq and is a predicted model, not a curated record.